AAGUAAUCGUGCGACACACGUCUUGCGUGUUACAUUUUUCGAAUUAUCAAUUAAUCGCCAUUUUGUAAUCGUGGAAAGUAGUUUAAUUGUCCCACUUAUAUUUAAAAUAUAGUAUAGUUUGUUUAAAAUAUAGUGGCUCCUUCAAAAUCAAGAAAAAUCUACACGAUGACGGCCCACGAUCAAAUGAGGGCUAUGCUAGAUCAGCUAAUGGGUACAGGAAGAAAUGGAGAAAACAACAAAUUCCACGUAAAGUUCAACGACACCAGAGUGUGCAAGUCUUUUUUACUCAGCUGCUGUCCCCACGAGAUAUUAUCGUCAACACGAAUGGAUUUGGGUGAGUGUCCAAAAAUUCACGAUUUGGCGCUAAGGGCGGAUUUCGAAAAGGCGCAGCAGAGCAGAGAUUACUUCUAUGACUUGGAUGCAAUGGAACAUUUGCAAGCCUUCAUCGGUGACUGUGAUAGAAGAACGGAGGCGGCUAAACAACGUUUAGCCGAAACCCAAGAAGAACUGUCCGCCGAAGUGGCCGUAAAAGCAAACAGCGUGCACGAAUUGGCCGAACAGAUCGGUCAGAAAUUGGCUAAAGCCGAACAGUUGGGUGAAGAGGGUUUCGUAGAAGAGAGCAUGAAGCUCAUGGAAGAAGUCGACGAAUUGAGAAAGAAAAAAUUGGACGCCGAACAGGAAUAUCGAAAUUCGAUGCCUGCCAGCAGUUAUCAACAACAGAAAUUGAGAGUGUGCGAAGUUUGUUCAGCUUAUUUGGGUAUACACGAUAACGAUAGAAGAUUGGCAGAUCAUUUCGGCGGAAAACUCCAUCUCGGUUUCAUCAAAAUUAGAGAAAAGCUGAUGGAAUUGGAGAAAAACGCCGAUAAAAGGAAAGAAGAAAAGAAGAAAGCCGGUAGAGACCGAGAUCGCGAUGAAAGGGAAGACAGAUACGAGAGACGAUACAGAGAACAUUAUGUUGGAGGUAGAGAAUUGGACAGGAGAUCCAAGAGACAUAGAUCAAGAUCGAAAGAUAGAAAGGACAGAAAAGACGAUAGAGAUCGUAAAGAUAAAGAUGAAAGCAGGGGUAGUCGAUAUAGAUCUAGGUCAAGAAGUAGGGACCGUGAUCGUAGAUCUCAUUCCCGUCAUUCCAGUUCGGGUGAUAAAAAAAGGGAUAGGGAUUAAGGGCGUUAAUGUAGUUUUGAUUCAUAAUAAGUUUUUGAUUGAGAAAAAUAAAAAAUAUUUUAGGUAUUAAUUACGUGAAUUAAGUUUAUAAAUCAUUUUUCCCUUUAUGUCGAACAUCACUAGAAUCUUUGAUUUUACAAAUUGUGUAUUGGAAUAAAUUCAAUGGUAGGACAUUUUUCGAUUAAAACUUUCACGCAAUUUUCGUUUAUAUCAAUUCUGGUGAAUCAAAUAAAAUUAUUUACAAGUUAAAA
Diorhabda carinulata is the source of this 1412-nucleotide messenger RNA. Its product is annotated as putative RNA-binding protein Luc7-like 2. Gene Ontology annotation, cellular component: U1 snRNP; U2-type prespliceosome. Gene Ontology annotation, biological process: mRNA splice site recognition. The record is from RefSeq and is a predicted model, not a curated record. Bases 166 to 1161 code for a protein of 331 amino acids. The transcript has 6 exons. NCBI's taxonomy places the organism in Eukaryota, Metazoa, Arthropoda, Insecta, Coleoptera, Chrysomelidae. Gene Ontology annotation, molecular function: mRNA binding.